UUCUAACCACUUUCUUUUAUUUUCUGGUGUUCUGAUUGUCUCUGCAUCAGCCGGAAUUCUGAUAGCCAGAGUAGGAGAUGGCAAACUUACUUCUGCAAGUUUCUAGCAAUCUCAGGACCUUUGCUCUCUCAGCCUCCUCUAAUGGUUCACCUCCUGGGGCACCUCAGUCAGGAGGACCAGCGAUUUUGGAGCUUCCCCUUGAUAAAAUUCGAAGACCCCUUAUGCGCACCAGAGCAAAUGACCCACAAAAGGUGAAAGAACUCAUGGACAGUAUCAGUGAAAUUGGCCUCCAAGUCCCUAUUGACGUGCUUGAGGUUGAUGGAGUCUAUUAUGGUUUCUCUGGUUGCCACCGUUACGAGGCUCAUCAACGCCUAGGGCUCAAAACUAUCCGUUGUAAAGUGCGUCGAGGAACCAAAGAAACUUUGAGGCAUCACCUACGAUGAUGAAUGCUGGUAAAUUGGUCCAAUAGGGCGAUAAUUGAUGAAAGGCCUGUGUAUUGUAAGUCUCAUCCAAAUGGAAUUGUUGCAACAGGAGCAAUAGUUCAUGUUAGAUAAAGGGAUGCUGCUCUGAUUCAACCUUUCACCUUUUCUGUCAAUAAAAAGCAUCAUAUAUAAUAGUAGAGUAUGUCUAGUUCUUCCUUC
Coffea eugenioides is the source of this 641-nucleotide messenger RNA. RefSeq names its product sulfiredoxin, chloroplastic/mitochondrial. The record is from RefSeq and is a predicted model, not a curated record. Gene Ontology annotation, molecular function: sulfiredoxin activity. Gene Ontology annotation, biological process: cellular response to oxidative stress. Gene Ontology annotation, cellular component: cytoplasm. The transcript is spliced from 5 exons. Lineage: Eukaryota; Viridiplantae; Streptophyta; Magnoliopsida; Gentianales; Rubiaceae. The coding region runs from base 78 to 443 and encodes 121 amino acids.